Molecule: messenger RNA, 1052 nt
Organism: Neltuma alba
Lineage: Eukaryota; Viridiplantae; Streptophyta; Magnoliopsida; Fabales; Fabaceae
Product: TMV resistance protein N-like
Exons: 4
Coding region: 132-1052 (306 amino acids)
Biological process (GO): defense response; signal transduction
Molecular function (GO): ADP binding
Source: RefSeq, a predicted model, not a curated record
GCACUUGCUAACUAUUUUUGUCUUAUCUUUUUAUCAUCACGUGAAUUAAGAAACAAACCAUACCCCCUGCUGGGAAGGUAAAGCCAAAGAGCAAGUAUUAGUUUGAGGUUGAAGCAAGAAAUUACAGUCACAUGGAUGCAACCAUUGCUUUAAUGCUCAUAGAAGCUGUAUUGAUUUUGCUGGCUAUAGUAAUUUAUAAAGCUGUCAGAUUAAUCUCUCCACUUCAUACUAUCCGUCCUAUUUCUAUUCAUGAGAGUUCUAAAGAUGAUGUUGAUUCGAUUCCCAUGGUUUGCUCUCCUUCUAAUAUCAUUGUUGCUCCUCCUACAACCAAUUAUGACGUCUUUCUUAGCUUUAGAGGGAAAGACACUCAUGACAGUUUCUCAAGUUAUCUCUAUGAAGCACUUUGCGAUGCAAACCUUCAAACUUUUAUGGAUCACAAGCUCCACAAAGGAGACCAUAUCUCACCCGUUCUUUUGAAAACAAUAGAGGAAUCAGAGAUAUCUUUGAUUAUUUUCUCCAAAGAUUAUGCAUCUUCAACAUGUUGUAUGGACGAGCUUGUUCAUAUUAUGAGCUGUAGGGAUAAAUACCAAAGAGUUGUCAUCCCUAUUUUCUAUGACAUAGAUCCAUCAAAUGUUCGCAAACAAAAUGGAAGUUUUGGAGAUGGAUUUGCUAAGAUUAAGCAGAGAUUUAGCCACAACCAAGAAAAAGUGCAAAAUUGGACAAAUGCUUUGAUCCAAUCAACAAAUCUCUCUGGGUGGGAUUCAAAGAAUAUCAGGCCUGAAUCCAAACUUAUUAAGAAGAUUGUCAAAGAUAUUUUGAGCAAAUUGAAUGGCAAGUCGUCCUUUCAUUUUGAAGGAUUAGUUGGGAUUGAUCAUCAUAUUCAGAAGAUUGAAGAGCUAUUGGGUAAAGCUCGCAUUGUGGGAAUAUGGGGUAUGGGUGGUAUAGGUAAGAGUACUCUUGCUAGAGUUGUAUUCCACGUGUUGAAAGCACAGUUUGAAGCUUUCUCCUUUGUGGAAGAUGCUUCAACGCAGAAAAGUUCUUCUGAUACUUGA